This is a messenger RNA of Myxozyma melibiosi, 2551 nucleotides long. Its product is annotated as kelch repeat protein TeaB. Lineage: Eukaryota; Fungi; Ascomycota; Lipomycetes; Lipomycetales; Lipomycetaceae. The coding region runs from base 171 to 2096 and encodes 641 amino acids. Gene Ontology annotation, molecular function: protein binding. The transcript has 2 exons. The record is from RefSeq and is a predicted model, not a curated record.
UGGCUUGGGUGUCGGCAUAAGUGUGAAAUAUGUUUACGCUUGUGCUGUCCCAACGCUUACUCGAUCAUCAGAUCUGUCGACAUUUCAUCUGGGGUUGGAUUUUAUUUCUGUGAUUCUUCGUUCUAUUUGAUUUCUUUUUUGGAUUUCUUUUUUGGAGGUAUUUUUGGACAAUGGCAGAGCCGGUGUCUCCCGUGUUUCAGUUUGCAGCAAUCUCGGGGCCCCCGCCAGACGCCGAGCCUAUCCUGACUCCGGCUGAGCAGCGCUCUUCGGCAGCUCCCAAGCCUCCCCAGAUUCUCGAUGUUCGCCCUUCACCUUUAUUUCCUCUCUCCUUGGCCAAUGCUUCCGUUGAGCUGUGUCCUGACGACGGGAAGAUUUUUGUUUUUGGAGGCUUCGAUGUCAUGGAUACACAAGAGCUAUUCAACGAGGUGAUUAUUAUAGAUGUGGAGACCUUGGAGUCAUCACAUGUUACCGAACCGGCAGGUGAGGUUCCGUCCCGCCGUCAUGGCCAUACAGCUACUUACUGGAAAGACGGGAAACUUAUUGUUUUUGGCGGGGAAGACGAGAGCGGACGUCUUCUCAACGAUCUAUAUGUCUACGAUCUACGCAGCAGUUCAUGGACACAACCGGUCACCUAUGGAAAUCCUCCGUACCAGCGUAGCCGUCACGCAGCUUGCCUUUCAGAGUGUCGUACUCGUCUAUACUUCUCCGGUGGCUCACGGCAUGGCUCAGUGCUCGGAGAUAUCUUCUGCCUUGAUCUCACUACAAUGACAUGGAGUGACUCGCGCUCUUUCGUUCCUCGUUACGACCAUACUGCAACAGUGUUUUGCGGUAAACUGUGGAUCUUUGGUGGCUUGACGCAGGAUAUGGAUCGGCCUUCUGACAUCGUAUGGUUUGACCUGAACUCUGCCGCUAUUGCCUCGCUGGUAUUCCCGGCCACCGAGGUCUCUGCUGACUCCUCACCCGCUAUGGCUGGUCCGCAUAUCCGUCGGAGUACACCUAAUCCCGAGAAGCGCGUUGGUACACAUUUUUAUGCGUUCCUUGGCUCUGUCGUGGUAGAUUUUACUACAGCAGGUCCGGCCGCGAUCACAAACACAGGUACUUCGAUCUCCUGUUUUGAUAUGGCAGAAAUGCGCUGGCGUACGCUUGCCGACUCCUCGAUUGACCUGCUUGCGGGUGCGAACUGGUCAUAUGUUGCUUUCUCAGGGACAACAGCCUACCUACUUGGAUGCAAAAAUGGCACCGACAACUCUAAUAUGAUACAACAUAUUCUCCCCAUUGAUUUGAAAUACUUUGGUGUUUCAUCCAAACCUUCGAUUCGGUCUUUCGAAAAUGUUUUGGUGAUCAAUGAUUCGAAAGGAAAUUUAGCUCUUCCUCCAAAUUCGCUGAAUGCGGAUAUGGCUGCCCUUUUGGCCGAUCAGCAGUCUGCAGACUUCAAGAUAACGGCCAUUCAAGAUAAAGCUAUUACCUCCAAUGGCGACAAUACGUUAUCCGAUUCAAUACUUGUGCAUUCAGUGAUUCUUGCUUCGCGUUGGCCUCAUUUUAAGCGACUUCUGAAUUCCCGGAUGAGCGAGUAUCAUCUCAAACGCAUGCAUAUACCGGAACGGUUCUCCAAUGUUUAUGCACUUAUAUACUAUCUCUACACCGAUACCUUACCACCUGAGACAAGCAUCAAUACAGUUGCCGGAGUUCUUGUCUUGAGCAAUCUAUAUUCGUUGCCAAGGCUUCGAGAUCUUUGUUUUGGCCGGAUACAGGAUAACUUCACGAUCGAUAGCGCAGCAUUCAUUUGGGAAUGUGCACGAACAGCUCGCGAAGAUGUGUUGAGAACAUCUGCGGCUAGAUUUUGUAUGCGACACUGGGGACGAGUGGUGCGAUCCCCUUCUUUCAAGGAGCUGUCAAAGCAGUUCAUGAUUGAGCUUUGUGAGGAGAUCGAUCUAGAAAGUCAGGUUGUGACUCCUCGCUGGAAAGGGGCCGCAAACGAACGAAAUGGAUUCGUUUUCAAGGGGCGGGAGUCGAUCUCUCGCUCGAGUAGUCAGCCGAACAUUUAUGAUGGUGCAUUUGACGAGGAUGAUGAAGAGGAAGACACCGUCAUGGCGUAGUGGGCUCCAGCGGGUCAACUACAUGCUCAAUUGUGGGACAGAGUGCACCGAAAGUCGAAUAUUUGGUGCGAAUUUACGCAAAAUAAGUGUCUGGCACUAUCAUGGAAUUUAGAGCAGCCAUUUGUAAGAUUAUCUCGUUUUCCUCAAAUAAUACUUAUAGAACUGAUAUUUUAUUGUCUCAUAAUCCCUGUUGUAAACUAUCGUAGUAAAAUAGUCGUAGGUUUUCCGGCUUUGCUUCUCAAGUGACCGUUCCGACAGACGCUAUAUCAUUCAUUUCUCUCAAACAACUCAUCAGCUGAAAUAGGCCGAUUUGUGCAGUGCUAUGUAUAUAAAAAAGACAAAAAAACAAAUAGAAGCUGGCAAAAAAAUUGCAAAAAAUAAUGAUCCAACCGCGAAUCGAACGCGGAACCUCCUCGGAUUUCUGCUCACUAAUGUGAACGAGACGUGAUAAACCG